CAGGCAUUGACUGAAGAAAGAGAAAGGAAGAGAGAGAAACCUAGCUCAACAAGCAGCUCUAAAUUCCAUUGAAGAUCACUGCAGGGUUUUUAACCUUAUCAUCACAUAUCCAGAGGUGUACGAAUUGUCAUCAUCGAUUAUGCAACUUAUAUAUAUAUUUUUGUAGCUAGCUGAGUUCAUGUUUCUAGGAUCAAUAUUUUAACAGUUUUUGUAUGGGGAAGAAGAGAAACAGGAAAAGAAAAGCAUAUGAAAAAAAUUUCUCACCUCCAAUUUGUUGUUGUGAUUUCUCGAAUUGACCCUUUAUCCAUAGAACAGUGUAUGUUUCUUUUGUGUUAUGAUCUUGAAGGAAAUAGUAUCAUAUAAAGUUGGAAAAUCAAGGUGUAUAAGAAGAUGGGAGAAAGCCGAGUCUCCCAAUGUUCAAAGACAAGCCCUUCUAACAUUGAUGAGGAAGAGUGUGAAAGCCAUGCGAAUGAAGAUCAAAGGAAGCAAAACAACAAUGGAGGAAGCUCAAGCAACAGCACAGUGGAAGAGAGUGAGAAAAAGAUUAGACCUUAUGUUAGAUCCAAGUUACCAAGGCUUCGAUGGACACCUGAUCUUCAUCUUCGCUUUGUUCAUGCUGUUCAACGACUUGGAGGACAAGAGAGAGCAACACCUAAACUUGUUCUUCAACUGAUGAACAUGAAAGGUUUGAGUAUUGCACAUGUCAAGAGUCAUUUGCAGAUGUUUAGGAGCAAAAAGGUGGAUGACCGAAAUCAAGUAUUUUCCGAUCAUACCAGUCUUGUUGAAAUUGGAGACAAAAAUAUUUAUAAUCUUAGCCAACUUUCCAUGCUUCAAGGAUACAAUCCCAGUCAAAGUUCGUCCUACAGCUACACAAACAACAACUAUCCAAGUUACGGAUUCGGGGAUGCUUCUUUUGGUAGCUACGAAAAGCUUGUGCACAGACCUUUGGAUUGGUUUAAUGGAAUGUCUCGGGCAGGUUCAUCCAUUUGUGGUGAACAAUCAACAAGCAAAACCCGUGAACCAAAAUAUGAGCUUUUCUCAUUUGGUGCUUAUGAAAAUCUAAGCACAAGAUUAAGCCACGUUGAACACACUCCAUCAAAUAUUAUUCAACAGAGAGCACAAAACCUGAUGCCUGUAAAUCCAACAACAGAAUUGAAGAGACUGAAAAGGAAGGCUCAAGAUUCAUCACUUGAUUUGGAUCUGUCACUGAAACUAAACACAAAGAUGGAUGGUGAAGGAACAAAGUUGGAGGACAAUGAAGUUGAUAGCAACCUGUCCCUGUCGUUGUGCUCUCAAUCCUCCUCUUCCAAUCUCAGCAGCAGGUUAAAGGAAGCAAAAGAUCGAUGUGAGGAAAACGGGAAAAGGGCCAGUACUCUAGAUCUGACUAUAUGAAUGAGACAAAUUCUCAGUGAGAUCUUGAGGUACUUGUCAGAAACUAUGUUUUUUAUAACCAAAUUCUUACAUUUUAUCUGACUUAGUUAUGUUUGUUUUUUGUCUCUUUCUGUAUGUACUGUCAAAUACAUGAACUAGCUAGAUAAAUCAUGAUUUUAGUUCCAA
Molecule: messenger RNA, 1557 nt
Organism: Vigna radiata var. radiata (mung bean)
Lineage: Eukaryota; Viridiplantae; Streptophyta; Magnoliopsida; Fabales; Fabaceae
Product: two-component response regulator ARR18
Exons: 5
Coding region: 391-1392 (333 amino acids)
Biological process (GO): abaxial cell fate specification; regulation of DNA-templated transcription
Cellular component (GO): nucleus
Molecular function (GO): transcription cis-regulatory region binding
Source: RefSeq, a predicted model, not a curated record